This is a messenger RNA of Poecilia reticulata (guppy), 651 nucleotides long. NCBI's taxonomy places the organism in Eukaryota, Metazoa, Chordata, Actinopteri, Cyprinodontiformes, Poeciliidae. The record is from RefSeq and is a predicted model, not a curated record.
UGYAGCUGUAAAACCUGCUCUUAUCAGAAGACAGGAGGAAAACACUGCACCGUAUCUGUGGUGCUGUUUAUCCGGUUCAUCCCCUCCGACUCGGAAUGAGCCAGUGYUGAUGUCCSUCGCCGGGCCCGUUUAGCCGCCGUCACCCCGCCGUGCCUUCGUGAUCCUGGCGGGCCCGAACCACCCGCCAUGGCCUCGGCGUUCCCCCGCUGCACAUCUGUCAGACUCCCCAUGUCUGUCGCCGUCAUCCUCUUGCUGAUGUCGGUGACCGCUGUGCAGUCCUCCCAAGGGGACAAGGAGCCGGUGUACCGGGACUGCGUGAAGCAGUGUGUCCGGACGAACUGCACCGGAGCCCGGCUGCUGGGUUUCGAGUCCAGCCAGCCGCACUACAUGGCGCUGACAGGUUGGACGUGUCGGGACGACUGUAAAUACCAGUGCAUGUGGACCACWGUUGGUCUUUACCAGGCAGAGGGAUACAGAGUCCCACAGUUCCACGGAAAGUGGCCGUUUGUGCGCAUCUUGUGCUUUGAGGAACCUGCAUCUGCGCUGGCGUCUCUGCUGAACGGCUUGGCCUGCCUGCUGAUGAUGCUGCGCUACCGGAGCACGGUGCCACGCCAGAGCCCCAUGUACCACACCAUCAACGCCUUCUCUCUG